Molecule: messenger RNA, 1857 nt
Organism: Acanthoscelides obtectus
Lineage: Eukaryota; Metazoa; Arthropoda; Insecta; Coleoptera; Chrysomelidae
Source: the annotation of a GenBank genome assembly
AUGGACUUAGCUGGUUCUGAGAGAGUUUCUCUGACGAAAGCUGCUGGUGAGCGUCUUAAAGAGGGGGCUAACAUAAACAAAUCUUUGUCAGUAUUAGGAAAUGUGAUAAGGCAACUAAGCGAGGGGAAGGAGUUUAUCAGUUAUCGCGAUUCGAAAUUGACUAGACUGCUCUCACAGGCUCUUGGCGAUGUAUAUGGAUCUGUAGUAAAACCUUUAGUCGAUUCCUUCAUGGAAGGUUUCAAUGCCACAAUAUUUGCAUAUGGCCAAACAUCUUCUGGCAAAACACACACCAUUUUGGGCAAUAAAACAGAUCCUGGGCUUUUCCAAUUAGUAUCCAAUCAGUUAUUCCAGCAUGUGGCAGACCAGGUUGAUAAGAGGUACUUGAUUAGAUGCAGUUAUAUUGAAAUCUACAAUGAAAAGAUCAAUGACCUCCUGGAUAAGAGCAAUCAGGGUUUAACUAUAAGAGAAGAUAUCAAAGGAAAUGUGCUGCUUGAUGCAAGGGAAGCUGUCGUAGACAAUGUUGAUAAAGUUAUGGAGAACAUGAUGCAGGGCAAUAAGAUCAGACGAGUUGCAGCUACUCGCAUGAAUGAGAGGUCAUCUCGAUCACACACGAUUUUCCGGAUUAUUCUGGAGUCGAAAGAUGCCAAUCAGAAAGAUGGACCUGUACAUAUAAGCUACCUUAACUUAAUGGACUUAGCUGGUUCUGAGAGAGUUUCUCUGACGAAAGCUGCUGGUGAGCGUCUUAAAGAGGGGGCUAACAUAAACAAAUCUUUGUCAGUAUUAGGAAAUGUGAUAAGGCAACUAAGCGAGGGGAAGGAGUUUAUCAGUUAUCGCGAUUCGAAAUUGACUAGACUGCUCUCACAGGCUCUUGGCGGUAAUGCCAAAUCAUUGAUUAUCGGGAAUAUCAAUGACGUCCUGGAUAAGAGCAAUCAGGGUUUAACUAUAAGAGAAGAUAUCAAAGGAAAUGUGCUGCUUGAUGCAAGGGAAGCUGUCGUAGACAAUGUUGAUAAAGUUAUGGAGAACAUGAUGCAGGGCAAUAAGAUCAGACGAGUUGCAGCUACUCGCAUGAAUGAGAGGUCAUCUCGAUCACACACGAUUUUCCGGAUUAUUCUGGAGUCGAAAGAUGCCAAUCAGAAAGAUGGACCUGUACAUAUAAGCUACCUUAACUUAAUGGACUUAGCUGGUUCUGAGAGAGUUUCUCUGACGAAAGCUGCUGGUGAGCGUCUUAAAGAGGGGGCUAACAUAAACAAAUCUUUGUCAGUAUUAGGAAAUGUGAUAAGGCAACUAAGCGAGGGGAAGGAGUUUAUCAGUUAUCGCGAUUCGAAAUUGACUAGACUGCUCUCACAGGCUCUUGGCGAUGUAUAUGGAUCUGUAGUAAAACCUUUAGUCGAUUCCUUCAUGGAAGGUUUCAAUGCAACAAUAUUUGCAUAUGGCCAAACAUCUUCUGGCAAAACACACACCAUUUUGGGCAAUGAAACAGAUCCUGGGCUUUUCCAAUUAGUAUCCAAUCAGUUAUUCCAGCAUGUGGCAGACCAGGUUGAUAAGAGGUACUUGAUUAGAUGCAGUUAUAUUGAAAUCUACAAUGAAAAGAUCAAUGACCUCCUGGAUAAGAGCAAUCAGGGUUUAACUAUAAGAGAAGAUAUCAAAGGAAAUGUGCUGCUUGAUGCAAGAGAACCUGUCGUAGACAAUGUUGAUAAAGUUAUGGAGAACAUGAUGCAGGGCAAUAAGAUCAGACGAGUUGCAGCUACUCGCAUGAAUGAGAGGUCAUCUCGAUCACACACGAUUUUCCGGAUUAUUCUGGAGUCGAAAGAUGCCAAUCAGAAAGAUGGACCUGUACAUAUAAGCUACCUAACUUAA